Messenger RNA from Seriola dumerili (greater amberjack), 5672 nucleotides. RefSeq names its product synapsin I (gene syn1). Gene Ontology annotation, molecular function: ATP binding. Gene Ontology annotation, biological process: neurotransmitter secretion. The record is from RefSeq and is a predicted model, not a curated record. NCBI's taxonomy places the organism in Eukaryota, Metazoa, Chordata, Actinopteri, Carangiformes, Carangidae. The transcript has 14 exons. Bases 367 to 2382 code for a protein of 671 amino acids. Gene Ontology annotation, cellular component: synaptic vesicle; synaptic vesicle membrane.
CUCAGGAUGACUGGGAGUGACGCAGGGCGGACGGAAAAAACCGGGGCUUGAGGGAAAGGAAAGGGAGAACAGGCGGUGAUGCAGGAAGGACUGUAGCUUCGAUUUCACAGGUUCAAGCCCGAUGCACGGCCUGCCUGCCUGCACAGAGGACAUGAGAGUCACCUAUAUGCAGGCUUUCCUGUGACAGAUAAUAAGGAAUUAUCACCUCAGUUUGGACACACUCGCAGGUAACAUUGGUCCCCGUUUCUGCACAUGGGGAAGUAGCCUAGUCAUUCCAUUUUCUUACUGAACACCAAGUUCUAAGUCGCAUUCAGUGGGAGGAUAUUUGGAGCCCUCUCUCCGUCAUUUUAACAACAUUUCUCCACCAUGAACUACCUACGCCGUCGACUCUCGGACAGCAAUUUCAUGUCCAACCUGCCUAAUGGCUACAUGACCGAUCUCCAACGCCCCGACCCGCCGCAGCAAAGCCCUGCAGUGUCGCCGGGGCCGUCGGAGAGGCGCCAGUCCACCAGCCAGCAGCAGCAGCAGCCGCAGCAGCAGCAGCAGCAGCAGUCGGGAGGUGGAGGCUCUGGGUUCUUCUCGUCCAUAUCCAAUGCUGUCAAACAGACCACCGCCGCUGCGGCUGCGACCUUAUCCGAGGCAGCGGACCGGGCAGGCGUCUCCAGCAGUGCCAAGAUCCUCCUGGUUAUCGAUGACCAGCAGACCGACUGGGUGAAGGUCUUCAGAGGAAGAAAGAUCCACGGUGAAUUUGACAUCAAGGUUGAACAGGCAGAAUUUUCUGAAAUCAACCUGGUGGCAAACGCCACAGGCUCCUACAAUGUGGACCUUGACGCGAUCAGGAAUGGACAUAAGGUUACUAAAACCUUUAAGCCAGACUUUGUGCUGAUCAGACAACAUGCCUUCAGCAUGGACAAGAAUGGAGACCACCGCAACUUAGUGAUUGGACUGCAGUAUGCUGGACUGCCAAGUGUUAACUCUUUGCACUCUGUCUACAAUUUCUGUGACAAACCAUGGGUGUUUGCUCAGAUGUCUAGACUCUACAAGCAACUGGGCCCGGAGGAGUUCCCACUGAUUGAGCAGGUUUACUAUCCAAACCACAAGGAGAUGAUUACCUCCCCUCGGUUCCCUGUAGUGAUAAAGAUGGGCCAUGCUCACUCAGGAAUGGGAAAGGUGAAAGUGGACAAUCAAUAUGAUUUUCAAGAUAUUGCCAGUGUUGUGGCACUGACCAAGACUUACGCCACAUCUGAGCCUUUUAUUGAUGCAAAAUAUGAUGUCCGCAUCCAGAAGAUUGGUAACAAUUACAAAGCUUACAUGAGAACGUCAAUUUCUGGCAACUGGAAAACCAACACUGGCUCAUCUAUGCUUGAGCAGGUCGCCAUGUCAGACAAGUACAGAAUGUGGGUGGACUCUUGUGCUGACAUCUUUGGAGGGCUGGAUAUCUGUGCUGUGGAGGCUCUACAUGGCAAAGAUGGCAAGGACUACAUAAUAGAGGUUGAUGACUGUUCGAUGCCACUGAUUGGAGACCAGCAGGACGAGGAUCGUGUACAGAUUGCAGAACUGGUGAUCUCUAAGAUGAACCAGACUGUUCCACGCACUUCAAGCUCUUCCAUAGUCCGUGCCGCAUCAGGACAGCCAGCACAGAAAGCAAUGUCUCCUCAGCCUGUCUCUCAGCCAAAAGUACCACAGGCUCAACAGCGCCCCUCACCUCAAGGUGGUCCUCAGCAAAGUCCCCCAUCUCAGCAACGUCCGCAGCCUCAAGGCCAACCUCCUGCACAGGCUCAGCAGUCUGCUCCCAGCCCUGCUACAGCCGACCCCAGUGCCCAGGCUAAGGCUAGCCAAGGACCUGCAGCCCAGCCAAGACCACCAGGUCAGGGAGCUCCUCCAGGCCAGAGACCUCCUUCUGGUCAGGGCUCUCCUCAGCGAGGUUCCCCUCAAGCUCAGAGGCAAUCGUCUGUCUCCCAGCAGCAAAAAACAUCUGCAGGAGGCCCUGGCCAGAAACCUCCAGGGGGCCAACCCCAGCAACAGAGGCCUACCCAGCCCCCUAGACAGCAGUCACAGGGGGGGCCACAGCAACAGAGGCCUCCUGGCCAGCAAGGUCGUCCUGGAGCGCCCACCACCCAGCAGCCCCGACCUGUUGCUCAGGGCCAGGGGGGCCCAGGAGGACGACCCCCACUGCAGCAAAAGCCUCAGCCCCCACAGAAGCCCAGUCAGGACAACACGGCUAUGGGCGGCUCUCCACAACUAAACAAGUCCCAGUCUCUUACCAAUACCUUCAACAUUCCAGAAACCCCAGCGCCACGAGCCAGCCUUAGCCAGGAUGAGGUGAAGGCAGAAACCAUACGCAAUCUACGCAAAUCUUUUGCCAGUCUCUUCUCAGACUGAGACGGCAUAAGACCCUCCCACACCUCCUCCUACUGACAGAAAGCUGGACAGGCAAACUGAAGGACAGUUCCUUCUUCCCCCAACGAACAAGGACCAACAGGAUGCCGUCUCCAAUUCAUGUACAUUGACCCUGAUGUGAAAAUGUACACACCUGACACCCACUGCCUAAAUAGUUAAAAUCUUUUCAAAUGAACACAUAGUAGAAUACACAGUAAAUUUAGGCUCUAAUGUCUGAAACAUUCCUUGCCUCGCCUUGAGCUUAAGUAAGUCACCUACUCAUCGUGUCACACAAACUGAGUGCACAUGCCUGCUCACACACACACACACACACACAAACGCACACACACAAACACAUACACACAAACACAUGCACACACACAAAAGCCUGUAUAUGCAUGAGCACACACACGAAAAUAAGAAACAAAACAACACAAUACUGCUCCCACUUGUUUGUUGGUGCCGUAAAGUCAAUGUGAGCUUUAUGUUCAAAUUUCGGUUGGCUUGCCAACCAACCAAAUGAAUUAAGGGACUGUACGGAAAUUAUUAGGGUGGGGAGGGGUGCUGAAUCUUAUAUUUCAUGUUGUAAAAAAGCAAGGCCCUCCCCAGUUUCAUUCAAUAACUCAAAUAAUAUAUUUAUAACAAAUAGAAUAAAAUAGUGAAAAAAUAGCCACUCUCUAUUUUUGAAUAAAGACCUGAUAAAUAAACUGUUUAUAGCCACAAAAUGGAACAAGCUACAACAAUGUGCUGAAGGGCUUCUGCACUGCAAUAUUUUCCCCCACCCGACCAAAUCUGCUGCAUACAGUUAAAUGCACUUCCAUGGCACAUAUGAUAACCAUCUUUUUGAUGUAACUAUACAACUCCUUUUUGUAUAAAUAAUCAUACAAAUAUAAAAUACGUAAUAAAAUGGUAAUAUGGAGUCAUAAAACCAUCCUCUGCUCUUCCAAAAAAAGUUAGACUACCUUCCCUUUGGCAAAAAUAAAAAUGACAAUACCCUCCCCCUUUUCUGACGUUCUCCACCCCUAAUAGUUUUUGUACAGUCCCUAACUCAGCACAGCUGCACACAUAGGCUGUCCAGUGUUAGCUAAUGCUAGAUCUGUACGAGCUGUUGACCGCUCAUGGUGAUGUCUUAGCUGCAUGUCAACAGGAGGCAGUGGUUGCAUUUUCCUUCCCCUGACAUUGGUGCUUGUAACUGUGUCGUCACAUGUAGUUGAAUUAGUUCGUAAAGUAGCCUAGUAGGUGUUGUGCGUAUGUUGUUGCUGCCACUUCUUCCUGUGUUUUUUUUUUAAUUUAUUUAUUUUUUUCGCACAAGAACAAAAGCCCAAAAGCUCUCCACCUUCAAAGCAUGCCUUACACAGACAAGAACGUCAGAUCAAAUGGAGCUGUCUCAGGGAUGUCCAAUUGAUUGUGACACUUGUGUGUGGGUGAGGGUCUUCCAUUGCAGUUUUUAUUGUGGUUGUUUACCAAUAAUGAAGGAAAAGCAUGCAUCUUAAUGAGGUAGAAUGUUUUUAUUAUUUCGAAUGCAUUUGCACACAGAGUAUACUGCAACAUUAUACUUGAAUACAGUGACACAGACUGAUGUAUGAAGUCUAUAUUUUCAGGUUUAGUCAUCUGCCACUCGACAAAGCAACAACUCACUGUUCCCACUCUGGGUUGCUGUCGUGUCUGUGGCCGGUGCGGUAUAGUAGGAUACAGCAUAGGCAGGGUUGGCAACUGUUCAGGUACAUUUAAUGAAAAAUUAGAUUAUUUACAGUUUCAUUUCAUAUUCCCUAAUUAGAAAAAACCUAUGACUGCAAUCCAACCAUUGAAUUUAGUGAAUGCUCAGUACAUUAGUGGAUUACUUCAGUUUGAUUUUAGGGUUUAACAGUUAGUCAGUGCGUUGCGAUGUUGCACUCAAGUAACUCCCACCCUGAAUUGGUGCAGCAGAGUUUCUGCUUCCAUUAAUACCCCUCUGUUCUCAUCGGCUUCAUUGUCUGAGGCCAUACUCCAAAGCAUAUACAGCCAAGGAAUGUUACAUAUUUGCAGUUCAUCUCUAUACAGAAAAAUAAUGUAAAGGUGUAGGAAUGUCAACUAUGGGAUACACCUCUGCAGCAGAUUUAGCACUUCCUGUCAUCCCUUCUUCGCACUGACAACGCUUUUCUUUUGAUCCCUACUCUGAAGAUUUUUAUCACCAGGCACUGAAAAUGUCUUCCAGAAGGAAUGAUUUCCAUUCGAAUGUCAAUGUAGUAUGGCAAUAUCAAGCUUUUUAGAGAAGACCCAAUAGCCAAAAGAAUAGAGGAGUCCUGGUUCCCCUGCAGAUUGUCCACGCUGCCUGUGUUUAUCAGCCUAUUUGUGUAGCCACAGUGACCCCUUGUGCUCAAUGGUGCAUAAAUGUGUGAAUGUUGUUCUGUAACUGGUGAAACCAAAUAGAUGUGUUGUACAGAGCUCUGAGUGAUGCAGAUUGUGACCUUUAUCCCCUGCUGCUAUUUGUGCUUGUUGAUAUGUGUCUCUAAAGUUUUUAGCAUUUAUUUUGAAAAUCUGUGCACUUUGAUUUCAAUUACCUUGUACAUGCUUCUAUGAGGCAAGACUAUGUGGGACUCGUAAGUUUAUGCAUUAGUGGUUUAGGGCUUUAUUUUGAAAUUUUACUGCGACUCAGUGUCAGUACAUGAUUGUCAGAGUUGUCGUGGCACAGCCUACUGCCAGGAGAAUCAUUAAGAGCAGCCUUGUGUAAUUGUUACACUGAGUGUGCAAUUUAUGAAAAUGAGCCAUUAUAACUAGCAUGGAUGGUUAACUUUGAAAAAUGUCAUUCUGUCACUCAGAGGCAUCUUGGCCAUAUUGAGACAUACUAUUUGCCGUGGCACCUCCUGAGACUGACAAGAUGAGCUGUGACAGCCAUGCAGAGGAGUAGUUUAUUGUAUUUAUGUUUUUGAUAUUCACAGAUGUUUUCUUUUCAAACGUUUACAUUAUUUAUGGUGGAAAUAUUUGACUGUGAAUGUAAUUUUCGUUUUGUUACAGCUAGUUUUAUUGUUUUCUAAAUGCAUUGUAUAAUCAUUGUGAAAAGAUGAAAUCCUUACAAAUUUGAACUGAUUGUCAGUCGAUGCCUGCCAGAGUUAAAAAUCAUAAAUGUAAGUGCAAAAAUCAAAAAGAUGAGGUUUUUGUUAAUCAAAAAAGAUACUGCAUAAUGUAAAUCAUGGUGGAUUAUUGAAUUAAAUGUAAAAAAAAAUAUUUGAUGUUAUAUGCAAUGUAGCUAUAUUAUGUGAAAAUAAGUAUGUUCUUAAAACAUGCAUAUGUCUAAUAAAGUCUAUCAACAAUGA